This is a messenger RNA of Mixia osmundae IAM 14324, 1029 nucleotides long. RefSeq lists its product as uncharacterized. The record is from RefSeq and is a predicted model, not a curated record. Lineage: Eukaryota; Fungi; Basidiomycota; Mixiomycetes; Mixiales; Mixiaceae. The transcript has 5 exons. The coding region runs from base 1 to 1029 and encodes 342 amino acids. Gene Ontology annotation, cellular component: membrane.
AUGGCAGGCUCGCCGGUGAUCGUGCUCGAUCCCUACUAUCUGGCCAUCACCUUCUUGAUCACGCUCGCUCUGCAAUAUAGCACCUUGGCAGUCGCCUACACGCUCCAAUUCGACAAGCUCACCGAUGCAGCCGGCAGUCUCAACUUCUUUCUCAUCGCGUUGAUCACACUUACUUUCGGAAACCAAUACCAUGCAAGAGAGAUCGUCGUCUCUGUUUUCAUGAUGAUCUGGGCAGCUCGCCUGGGCGGUUUUCUCUUCUUCCGCGUGCUCAAGACGGGUAGCGAUGGACGCUUUGAUCAGAUCAGAAGCAACUUGCUCAAAUUCGCCGGCUUUUUUGCAUUCCAGACGCUCUGGUGCUGGACUGUCUCGCUACCGGUGACCAUUCUCAACUCGCCAAGGGGAUCUUAUGGACCUCGUGGCGGCGCCAAUCCCAAAUUUGGCAGCGGCACAGACAUUGUUGGCAUCAUCUUCUGGGUCAUCGGUUUCUCCAUCGAAGCCAUCAGCGAUAUCGAGAAGUUCAGAUACAAGAGCGCAAAGCCAGCUCCUGAUCAAGUCAACAACAAGGGUACUUGGGGCUUCACACGUCAUCCCAACUAUUUUGGCGAGAUCCUACUCCAAUGGGGCAUAUGGCUUCUAUGCAUCCAGCCUGCACGCUCUGGCCUGACGAGUAGUGAGACGCGACAUGCUCUCUACGCAUCUGUAGUCGGUCCUAUCUUCAUCACCUUACUUCUAUUCGGUUUGAGCGGUCUGCCCGAGGCGGAGAAGCCAGCAGCGCAAAAGUACUAUCUCAAGACCUAUGGGCCCAAAGCAGACGGUGAAAGCAAGGCCUGGCAGAACUAUCAAGACUAUCUGGACUCGACUUCGAUCUUCUGGCCUAUCCCACCGGCGAUCUAUCGCCCGCUCCCGAAAUGGCUCAAGCAGACCGUGCUGCUCGAUCUGCCGUUCUAUCACUUUGACGAGAGGAAAGACGGUCCCAAAGCGAUAGAAGAAGCCAAACAAAAAGAUCGAGAGUCUCGCGAGAAUGCCUGA